Messenger RNA from Phymastichus coffea, 1943 nucleotides. Its product is annotated as MAM and LDL-receptor class A domain-containing protein 2-like. Bases 144 to 1928 code for a protein of 594 amino acids. The record is from RefSeq and is a predicted model, not a curated record. Gene Ontology annotation, cellular component: membrane. NCBI's taxonomy places the organism in Eukaryota, Metazoa, Arthropoda, Insecta, Hymenoptera, Eulophidae. The transcript is spliced from 10 exons.
GAUAAGAGAAAAUCGCUCUCGCAGGAAGUUGCGUCCCCGGGAGGAGCCUCGCACGCUCGCGACCGACAGUCCGUUCCUUAUUCGCUCUUCACGUGUCGAACAGUAAUGAGAUCCAACGAUGCGCCUCCAGUGAUACCGACAAGAUGAGAAUCCUGCUGCUUACCUCGCUGCUCGUGUGCGUCGCCGGCACCUGCGCCAGGAGCACCCUUUCGGACCCGCAGUGCCCGACGCCACGACUGAAGAACGGCAGGAUACGAGCCCGCGGCCGCGGUCGUAUCAUCAGGUACAGCUGUUACGCCGACUACGAGCUCGUCGGCAACAAGUAUUCCACCUGCAUCCGCGGCUCCUGGGACACUCCCACUCCCAUCUGCGUCAGCACGAGGUGCCCGACGAUCCCGGCGCCUAUGCACGCCGUGGUCGGCGAGAAGUAUCGCGGCGCCAUACUCAUGUACUUCUGCGAGCCCGGCUACCAGCUCGUCGGCAACUCGGAAAUUUACUGCGACGGACGCCAGUGGAACGGCACCACUCCCUACUGCCGCGAUACCAACGCCGUCGCGCCGACGUCCUGCGACUUCGAGAAAGGAUUGUGCUGGUGGGAGCAGGAUCCCAAACACGACUUCGACUGGGUCAGGCAUAAGUUCGACACGCCGAGCUCGCACAUCGGCACUGGACCCACUCACGAUCAUACUCUUGGUGCUAAUUAUGAUGGGUAUUACUUGUACAUCGAGGCGUCCGGAAGAUUAGUCAACGACGCGGCCAGGAUAAUAUCUCCUCUGUACCCUAGCAAUCUCACCGAAUCCGGAUGUUUUUCUUUCUGGUACCACAUGUACGGCUCGACAAUUGGCAGCCUGAACGUGUACUUCAAACUCGAGAACGAGCAGCCGCCCAAGCUCAUGUGGACAAAACAGGGCAAUCAGGGUAACCAGUGGUUACGUGGCUUAUUCGCUUUGCCCGCUGUAAAUACUAGUUUUCAGGUGAUAAUCGAGGGGGUCCGAGGCACAAGCUACGUAAGCGACAUUGCGAUCGACGAUUUGGCGAUUCUUCAGGGCGACGAGUGCAUUUUGAAAGACGAUACGACUCCCGCAGUUCCGGUGGCCGAUGGUGACGAGGUUGAAAUUUUCAAUGCGAUUCAAAGUUGCAAGGGUCGCUGCAGCCUUAUAGAAACUACUCCGAGCCCCGAGCUUUACUCCAAUCCAGAUGUCUGUCAGUGUACAAUGGACUGCGCCGAAAGUUCCAGCUGUUGUCCAGAUUACGCCGAGUACUGCGUAUACGAGUUUACCGAAGCGAUGGAAACGACAAUGCCUUGGUCGCUGGGAACGUCAUCGGCCACGGAAUCAAUAGCUCGACAAGCGUCAAAUAGAACCGAGGAGGCAACGUCGGAGCAGCCCUCGUUGCCAACCUCGACACCGGCAUUUCAACAAACGCCUGAUAGGAUAAGCCAAACAACAACAACUCCGAGUACUACGUCGACGGCGAUUACCACUAUCACCGCCGCCACCGCCACUCCACCGACGACGACGCCAACCGCCAAAUUUACAAUUCCUACGAGUAAGGCGCGAGUCACGAGCGUCGAAACUAAGCCAACUGCGCCGCCGUCGACUGCGAGCUCGAAGCGGACGACUUUCUUUAAUCCCAGUGUUACUAGGAGGAAAGAUUUGCCGAGCACUAGUACGGGGCCGCACGCGAUAAUUCAGAACGCUCGACAAUUGGAGCCCGAGUCGAGGUUCCGUCUGACAGGCAUCGUAGGCGCAAUGAUCAGCGCACUAACGGCGGUCGCAGUGGCGGUCGCCUUGGCACUGCUCGUUCUACGGUUGCAGCGAUACCGACGUCCAUGCAGCAGUUCGGCCUUCGCCGAGGAUAGCGACGUGCGCUAUCUCACUUCGGACGAGCAGCUCGAUUUUAAUUUGGCGAGGCCAGCCGACGACUGAUGACAUCGAAAAUGA